This is a messenger RNA of Cyprinus carpio (common carp), 342 nucleotides long. Its product is annotated as integrin alpha-8-like. The record is from RefSeq and is a predicted model, not a curated record. Bases 1 to 342 code for a protein of 113 amino acids. The transcript is spliced from 5 exons. NCBI's taxonomy places the organism in Eukaryota, Metazoa, Chordata, Actinopteri, Cypriniformes, Cyprinidae.
AUGGUUUUGACAGAAUGGCAGAGUGAUACUCGGGGCACCAGGAGCUAUUAUUUUCAAGGUCAGAUCAUCACUGCAUCUCUUACUAACAUCAUGAGCAGUGGCAGUACAUUCUCCCCCAUUCACUCAGUGAGAGAUGAGACCAAAACUCCAGAAAGAUUUGACUACUACGACCUGUAUCUGGGAUACUCUGUUGCUGCUGGCCAUUUUAAUAAAGACAGCAUCACAGAUUAUGUUGUUGGUGUCCCAAACGAUUUGCACACCGCAGGCUCUGUUAAAAUAAUAAAUGGAGCAACUGAGCCCCUGCAAAUCAUGAAGGCGAUUAGUGGCAUCCAGGUUAUUUGA